Dichomitus squalens LYAD-421 SS1 is the source of this 2397-nucleotide messenger RNA. RefSeq lists its product as uncharacterized. NCBI's taxonomy places the organism in Eukaryota, Fungi, Basidiomycota, Agaricomycetes, Polyporales, Polyporaceae. The transcript is spliced from 22 exons. Gene Ontology annotation, biological process: DNA damage response. The record is from RefSeq and is a predicted model, not a curated record. Bases 1 to 2397 code for a protein of 798 amino acids. Gene Ontology annotation, cellular component: nucleus. Gene Ontology annotation, molecular function: histone H3K56 acetyltransferase activity.
AUGUCUUUCAUUGACAGUACGUUCGGUGCGGCACUGGUUGGCCUCGUUGUCGGUGCUUGCUUGUACGGGAUAACACUGCUACAAACUUUCAGCUACUUCAGGAAUUAUUCCAAUGAUAACUCGUUUGUCAAGUCGCUCGUUAUCGUCCUAACGUAUUUGGUGACGAACUUUGGCAACAACGACAACCUGGACCUAACGACAUGGAGUAUGGCUUUGCAAACUGAUUGUAAUGGCCUCAUUGGCCUGAUCGUCGAAGCAUUCUUCGCUCGACUGAGCAAGAACUGGAUUUUAACGGGUAUCAUCGUUAUCUUGGCAUGCAUUCAUUUUGGACUUGGCGUCGGUGAGAAGUUCAGAGCUCUUCACCGCAGAAUCCUUGAUAGGGAGUACUUCGCUGGUCUCACGCGCACAACGGAGAUUGAUACCUCAUGUAUAUCAGACAUCAUCAUCGCCGUGGCCAUGUGUUACUACUUGUACAAGAAACGCACUGGACUGAAGAGUGUGAACAGUGGACUGGUUACAAGCAUCAUCGGGACGAUCUGCGUCGUGACCUUUGCAGCAAUGCCCACUAACUUCGUCUGGCUGAGCUUCUUCUGGGUCAUGGGAAAAUGCUACGUCAACUCGUUCCUCGCUCUCUUGAACAGCAGAGAGAUGCUGCGAGAUAAAGUGGCGAAAGGCGCAUUGCAGCUCAGUAACUUCGGCAACCCUCAGUCGAACUCCGGAUCUGAACUGACCCCCAAGACGCCGCGCAAGCCUUCGAGACACUACGAGAUGGCCCUGCGAGACAAGCUGUUGGCUGCCCUCGCUGACCUCCCUGGGACCAGGACCUUCCACAUCCAUGUCCUCACGUCUGUCCCAAGGAAACACAACGGCCUGUUCCCAUACGCACGCCCGCGGCCCCGGACGUACCUCCAGGAUGUCUUCGUCUUGCUCUCGGAGCAGAAAGACCCGGAUGCACCGCAUGUCCUCGUCACCGCCAUCGAGGCGUCGGUCUACAACAUCCCGUCCACGUCCUGUGGCGUCUUGUACGUCUCCAAAGUUGACUCCUCGGGCCACGCGUCUGCCCCCUCACCGACAGCCACCCUUGUUCGUGCGUUCCUCACCUACUAUGCCGACCCCGUGACGCGUCCCAUCGCAGUCCAGCACCUCUGGAUCCAACUCUUCGCGCGCGCUCAGAACCAGUACCUUUUCCCGAACUCGUCCGAGUUCGAGGGCAAACGCCCGCUGUCGGAUGUAAAACUGUGCGCAUGGUGGAAGCGGGUGUACGGCGAGGUCGCGGGGGAGAUCGUGGGGCGGCUGAAGGGUACCGGCAAGGUCAAGCUCUUCUACGUUCUCCCCGGGUACUCUGAGCUGGAAGCAGCGCACACCAUCAGCCGCGCGUUGUCGCGAGCCGUCCCCUCCACCUCCGCCAAAUUUCAGUGGGUAUACGGGCAUCCGUACUCGCAGACCGAGAUCCCCCUUCCUUGUCCGAACAGUGCGGACCCGGACGCGCCACACAAUUUGGGGACCAUCAUACCGUGGUUUGAUGACGACCCGAAGUCGCGGUUCAUUGAUGAGAUCGCGUACAUCAAGAGCACGGAGAGCGGAUUCCGUUCGCCGCAGCGAAAGCGACCACGAGCACCCACUUCGUCUGGACCAGGAGGCGCGAAGAAGCCUGCACGCGAGCAGGAGGACGAGGAGGACAAGGAAAAGGAAAAGGAGGGUCGUCCAGAGGGAGAGCUGUCGCUCGUUUCAGCGGACGAGUUUUGGGAGCGCAUGUCUUUCCGCCAGGAGUGCGUCGCCGGCGCGGUCACGGGAUUCUUCACCCUGUGCGUCUCUACGCCUCCACCGGUGAACCAGGACAGGCCGUCGCAGCCGUCGCCGCUCGCGCCUCAGCCAGGCCAGGUCGCCCCGAAGCUCGUGCGGCGCAUUGUCGCCUCGCUCAUGAACCACCACGAGUUCUCGACGCGCGAACGCGCGAUUCGCGCUACGGAGACUCUGGAGGGCGUGAUCAAGGGGCUCUGCGACGACGCGCCAGCCGACCCCGCGACCGUACCUGCCCCGUCUUCAUCCCCUCCGGAGCACCCGGAACGACCGCACACGCCCGAGCCAAACCGCACAAUGCGGUUGGAGGCGCCGCAGACUCCGCCUCCCGGACGGUCGCACCUCACCGCAGGGCGUCCAGCAGGCGGGCUCCCAGAGAUCUCCCCCAACCCGUUCCCGGACCCGGUGGCGACCCGCGAAACGUACACGGCGCACAUAUACGGAUCGAUCGAGGUGCGGAACGCGCCGCUCGCGCCUCGAGGCGACGCGGGAGCAGAUGGCGGAGCCGAGACGUCGCGCGCGGGAGGCACGGCUGCGCCUGCAGCGCAGCCGGUCACGGUGCUUGCGGUGCGGAAGAAGAGGAAGCCUCCGCCCUGA